AUGAUUUUUUUAACUUUAUUGUUAUAUUUUUACAUAUCACUCACCACCUGUGAGUAUAUCACCGGAAUUUUUACAGAUUUUAAGUCUCUUGAAUGGAAUAAUGCUGCUAAUUAUGCGUAUUCGACUCCUUCUACUCCUAGUUGGGUUGUCACUAUGGGUUGGGAAAUGGAUUUCAACAAAGUCAAGCCAGGUGAUACAUUCGUUUUACAUAUGCCAUGUGUUUAUAAAUUCACCAGUGACUCAGAUAUUGUGCUGAUGAUUGCUGACAAUCAAGUUGUUGCUACUUGCACCAUGCACCCUGGUGACGUUGUGGUUGCUUAUUCUGAAUUGCAAUGCGUUGUUGAAGAUAAUCUCCUUGGGGCAGAAUCUGCCAGAGGUGAAAUUUCCUUCCCAAUUACCUUCAAUGUAGGUGGUUCACAUUCUGAUAUUGAUAUUUACUGUUCUUCAUAUUUCAAAUCAGGGUCCAAUAUAGUUACAUUUAAUGAUGGAAACAAUAGACUUUCGAAUGCAGCUCAGUUCAACAAGGAACAAUCAUUGAGUCCUAAUACCCUUGUGUAUAGAAAUAGAGUUGCUCCUACAAUGAAUUAUCAACAGAAUUUUGUAUUGGGUGCAAUUUGCAGCAGCGGCUAUACAUCUGGAACUAUUGGUAUUCAAGUCAACACAGCAGCGAAUAAGGAUAUCACUAUUGAUUGCAAUUCUGCUGGCUAUGGUUUCACAAACAAGAUGAAUGACUGGUACUUUCCAGAGAAUAGAUUUGUCGUCGGAACGGUUAAAGAAUCUUGUACGAAUCACGGGUAUACUGUAACCUACGAAAACGUUCCUCCAGGCUACAUUCCAUUUGCAUCGGCAGGUUUGCUUGCAAAAGUUGGUCAAAAAGCUAGUGUCACUUAUAUCCACAAAUUUCAAUGUCAAGGAAUCUCGAAUGAUAGGCUGAAAUCCAUCACUUGGUCAUCCUACUCAAAUAAUUCCCCUGGUGCAAAUGGGAUGGCGGUAUAUCUCGUUACAUCAACCCACACCGAAUCUACAACGAUGCUUUCGUAUGUCUCCUACAAAGAAGAUGCUCUUACCAAAACCCUUGUUGUACAUGUUCCUAUUCCUACUACGACAAUAACAAGCACCUGGGAUGAGGAGUAUACCGCUACCAAUAUUCAAGCAGCUGAAAUUGGUAAAACAGCCAUUAAAACCAUUAUUGUUCCACGUUCUUAUGAAAGUGUUACUGUUACGUGGGAGAGUGCUCAUACUGCAACUGAGACUUUGCGGGAUGGAGCUACUUUUACUGUGGCUGUGAAUGUGCCUAUUCCUACUACGACAAUCACUAGCACCUGGGAUAACGAAUAUACAGAAACCGGUACUCAAACAGCUAAAACUGGUGAAACAGCUACUGAAACCAUUAUUGUUCCACGUUCUUAUGAAACUGUUACUGUUACAUGGGAGAGUGCUCAUACUGCAACUGAGACUUUGCGGGAUGGAAAUACUUUCACUGUAGCUGUGAAUGUGCCUAUUCCUACUACGACAAUCACUAGCACCUGGGAUAACGAAUAUACAGAAACCGGUACUCAAACAGCUAAAACUGGUGAAACAGCUACUGAAACCAUUAUUGUUCCACGUUCUUAUGAAACUGUUACUGUUACAUGGGAGAGUGCUCAUACUGCAACUGAGACUUUGCGGGAUGGAGAUACUUUCACUGUAUCUGUGAAUGUGCCUAUUCCUACUACGACAAUCACUAGCACCUGGGAUAGCGAUUAUACAGAAACCAAUACUCAGAGAGCUAAAACUGGUGAAACAGCUACUGAAACCAUUAUUGUUCCACGUUCUUAUGAAACUGUUACUGUUACAUGGGAGAAUGAUCAUGCUACAACUGAGAUUUUGCUGGAUGGAAAUACUUUCACUGUAUCUGUGAAUGUGCCUAUUCCUACUACGACAAUCACUAGCACCUGGGAUAACGAAUAUACAGAAACCGGUACUCAAACAGCUAAAACUGGUGAAACAGCUACUGAAACCAUUAUUGUUCCACGUUCUUAUGAAACUGUUACUGUUACAUGGGAGAAUUCUCAUACUGCAGCUACGACUUUGCCUUGGAAAGAUGGAGAUACUGUCACUGUAUCUGUGAAUGUGCCUAUUCCUACUACGACAGUCUAUAGCACCUGGGAUGAAGAAUAUACAGAAACCGGUACUCAAACAGCUAAAACUGGUGAAACAGCUACUGAAACCAUUAUUGUUCCACGUUCUUAUGAAACUGUUACUGUUACAUGGGAGAGUGCUCAUACUGCAACUGAGACUUUGCGGGAUGGAAAUACUUUCACUGUAUCUGUGAAUGUGCCUAUUCCUACUACGACAAUCACUAGCACCUGGGAUAACGAAUAUACAGAAACCGGUACUCAAACAGCUAAAACUGGUGAAACAGCUACUGAAACCAUUAUUGUUCCACGUUCUUAUGAAACUGUUACUGUUACAUGGGAGAGUGCUCAUACUGCAACUGAGACUUUGCUGGAUGGAGAUACUUUCACUGUAUCUGUGAAUGUUCCUGUGCCAACCACUACAAUAUACACCACCUGGGAUAAGGAUUUUAUUGAAACUGUUAGUGGAUCGGCAGAGGUCGGAAAAACGGUGGUCGAAAUUAUCCAGAUUCCACGCUCAUAUGAAAUUGCUACUCAAACGUGGAUAAAUUCACAUACUGAAGUAUCUACAUUGCUUCUAGAAGAUGGUCCUACUGUUACUAUUGUCGUUUAUGUUCCAAUUCCUACUGUGACAGUGUACGUUAAUUGGGAUGAGGAUUUCACUGAAACAAUAGGUGUAACUGCAGAGAUUGGGGAAACAGCCGUUGAAACUAUCCUAGUGCCACGUCAAACAUCUACUGUUACAUGGACUAAUGCUCAUACUGAAAUUGUUACCUUGUCCGAAAACGUUGGAGAGUUUGAAUCAGUUAUCAUAUAUGUUCCAAUUCCUACUUCGACAGUAUACACAACUUGGGAAGAGGAUUACACUAGUAUAAUUCCUGGGUCUGCAAAGAUUGGUGAAACUGCCGUUGAAACUAUCCUAGUUCCGCAUGUCACAACCACAAUUACCUGGACUUACCCUUAUUCUACGUAUCUUACAAUAGCUGGUGGUCCAGGUUUGCCUGAAACAGUUAUCAUAUAUGUUCCCAUUCCUACUUCAACGGUAUAUGUCAGCUGGGAUGAGGAUUAUGCUACUACAAUUACCGGGUCUGCUGAAGUUGGUGAAAUCGCUGUCGAAACUGUCCAAGUUCCAAGAUCCUAUGAAACAUCCACGGUUACCUCGACCAAUUCUGAUACUGAAAUAGUUACCUUAGCACGGACAGUUGGAGAGCCUGGAUUAAUUAUCAUAUAUGAUCCAAUUCCUACAUCUACGGUAUACGAAGCUUGGGGCGAAGAUUAUACUAGUAUAAUUACUGGAUCUGCAGAGUUUGGGGAAACGGCGGUGGAAACUAUCCGAGUGCCACGUCAGACAUCUACUGUUACAUGGACUAAUGCUCUUACUGAAAUUGUUACCUUGUCAGAAAAAAUUGGAGAACCUGAAUCAGUUAUCAUAUAUGUUCCAAUUCCUACUUCUACGGUAUAUGCCAGCUGGGAUGAGGAUUAUGCUACUACAAUCACCGGGUCUGCUGAAGUUGGUGAAAUUGCUGUGGAAACUGUCCAAGUUCCAAGAUCCUAUGAAACAUCCACGGUUACCUGGACCAAUUCUCAUACUGAAAUUGUUACCUUACCAGGGAAAAUUGGAGAUCUUGAAUCAGUUAUCAUAUAUGUUCCAAUUCCUACUUCGACAGUAUACACAACUUGGGAAGAGGAUUACACUAGUAUAAUUCCUGGGUCUGCAAAGAUUGGUGAAACUGCCGUUGAAACUAUCCUAGUUCCGCAUGUCACAACCACAAUUACCUGGACUUACCCUUAUUCUACGUAUCUUACAAUAGCUGGUGGUCCAGGUUUGCCUGAAACAGUUAUCAUAUAUGUUCCCAUUCCUACUUCAACGGUAUAUGCCAACUGGGAUGAGAAUUAUGCUACUACAAUCACCGGGUCUGCUGAGGUUGGUGAGAUUGCUGUAGAAACUGUCCAAGUUCCUAGAUCCUAUGAAACAUCUGUCCAAACCUGGACCGGCUCAUAUACUGAAACUGUCACUGUACCUGGAGAAGAUGGAGAUGCUCCGACUGUUGUUAUCAAUGUUCCAAGUAGUAGGGUAUACACUAAUCAAUCCUCGUGUCAAGAUUUAGUUAGACGGGGUCUCAAUGGAAAUGAGACAAUAGUGAGAGUUUGCGACGGUUCUACGGUAUCAUCAACACUGGAAUACACCACAGAAACUGGAUUAUGGAGUACUGGAAGAUACCUGACUGACCUGUCAAGAGAUAUGAUUUGGUCUAACACAACAGUAUCGAAUGUACAGAAAACCAGAACAAUUACUUCAACUAUACGUCAACCUCAUGCAACCGAAUAUGGAGGUAAUGGUGGAAACAAAGGCGAUAAUAUCAGUCAUGGUGGAAACAAAGGCGAUAAUAUCAGUCAUGGUGGAAACAAAGGCGAUAAUAUAAGUCAUGGUAUGGUAACAAUUUGGGUCUCGCUGGACUCAAACGGUGGGGUUUCUACUGUUGUUGGAUCUGGUAAUGAUGGAGCUGGCAUAUUCGAAUCAUCGCUGUCUUCUUAUGCAGGGUCAGAUGAAGGAACGAUUGAAUUAUAUGACGAUAGUUUGAUCUAUUCUGAUUCUGCGUCUCACGUGUUUGCUGGUGUUGCUUUGUUGGUAAUUAGUCUUUUGUUUGAUGAAUUUCUUUGA
Molecule: messenger RNA, 4779 nt
Organism: Hemisphaericaspora subhashii
Lineage: Eukaryota; Fungi; Ascomycota; Pichiomycetes; Serinales; Debaryomycetaceae
Exons: 1
Coding region: 1-4779 (1592 amino acids)
Biological process (GO): cell adhesion
Cellular component (GO): fungal-type cell wall
Source: RefSeq, a predicted model, not a curated record